AUGCCACCACACUGUCUCUCUAUCAAUGGGCCAUUCAUGAUCGUCACUUCAGCGAGGCGAGUAACAGGCCGGGCCUGGACCUCGACCGGUUACAGUUUCAUCCGCCCUCGAAGGUCACAAGAGUACAGCACCGAGGCUAUACCUCAGGAUGAGCAAACGAUCGUGAAGAGGCGCCCGCAGUUUCGCGACUACUUCAUUACCCAUCUGCCGUCGUCCUCUCUCCACCCGGAUCCUCGGGGACCGACCUCGCCCUUUCAUAAACUCCCGCGCUCUGCCUCAGUACCUCACACCGGGGACACGUCUCAAUCGCCGACCCCCUUCCAGGCAUUAGUAGACCGGGAGACAACCGUCGUCCGAAUCCCGCUGCGCAAUGCCAAGCACCACUUCGGAGCCGUCACGGCUCGCGGCACUCGGCCUACAAAUCAAGAUACAUACCAGGCCGGUGUGAUCGAUAUCCCGGCAUUUGCAAAACGGCCCCCUGCGUCACUUACAAUCAAGCGAAACUCUUCGCCGCGCGAGUCGCGGGCGGCAGACACUGCUAACGGGGACCCGCAAGUAUUCUACUUCGGCAUCUUUGACGGGCAUGGCGGGUCCGAGUGCAGCACAUUUCUUAAGGAAAAUUUGCACGAAUAUAUACAGGACGCCGCCGCGGCUUUUGAGGUUGGGUCGAGUCUUCGCACAAAUCAGCAGCAGAUAAGCGGGAGCGAGCAGGCCAUUGGCCCGUUACCGGUGAUGCAAGUGGCCAACCGCCACCGAAUCGGAGAUUUGGAAAAGCAUCUCGUACAGAACUGGAGACGGAUGGUCGGUGGUUACUUCAAGAGAUUCAAGCCGCCUCACUUCUCUUACUAUGGUUCCGAAUCCGCGGAGGCCCCCUCAACGGGUCAUGUCUCUAUUGAGGAAAUCAUGGAAUACGCUUUCCUGCGAGCCGAUCUUGACUUUGUGAAAGCGCAAGCUGCAAAGCGAGAUGACGAUUUGGUACAGGCCGAGAAACCUCUCAAUGAUGACGAGAUUCUUCACAGUCCCAGCUUAACCCGGGCUCCGAAGAUUGGCGGCCCUUCUCGAUUCAAGGGCGGAAGCACUGGAAGCGUUGCCAUGAUCUCGACCCCCAGCCCGACUCCCUUCUGGCAUCCCGCCGGUCCCUCAAGCCUGCUCAUCUCGCAUGUCGGCGACACCAGGGUAUUACUAUGCUCUACCGAGAACGGCGAAGCCAUUCCUGUCACCUCCAACCAUCACCCGUCCUCGCCAAUAGAGGCUGGACGACUCCGCCGGUAUGCUGCGACUUUUGUUACCGACUCCUUCGGCGAAGAGCGCAUGAGUGGACUUGCCAAUACCCGCGCCUUUGGAGACGUCCAGUCCAAGCGGAUUGGCGUUUCUGCCGAGCCGGAGCUCCGUCGCAUUGAAAUGGGUGCCGCCGAGUACUCAUUCCUGGUCAUGGUAUCCGACGGUAUCGGUGGCACUCUUCUCGAUCAGGAAGUUGUCGACAUUAUCAAGGAAGCCCGGACACCCGAACAAGGCGCUCGCGACGUAGUCAGCUUUGCCACCGAGGUUAGCAAGGAUGGUGAUAAUUCCACCUGUCUGGUCAUUCGCCUUGGUGGAUGGGAGCGCCGACAAGAGGGAGGCGUUGGCAGUCUGGGAACGAAGGAGUCCCGCGAGUGGCGCCGACAGGAUGCCACCGAUCCGCGCAGGUCACGGACGUGA
This is a messenger RNA of Penicillium cinerascens, 1698 nucleotides long. It is a transcript of the gene ptcA, whose product is annotated as type 2C protein phosphatase PTC6. Gene Ontology annotation, biological process: protein dephosphorylation. The coding region runs from base 1 to 1698 and encodes 565 amino acids. Gene Ontology annotation, molecular function: protein serine/threonine phosphatase activity; cation binding. The record is from RefSeq and is a predicted model, not a curated record. The transcript has 2 exons. Lineage: Eukaryota; Fungi; Ascomycota; Eurotiomycetes; Eurotiales; Aspergillaceae.